This is a messenger RNA of Camarhynchus parvulus, 3211 nucleotides long. It is a transcript of the gene CLCN1, whose product is annotated as chloride voltage-gated channel 1. The record is from RefSeq and is a predicted model, not a curated record. Gene Ontology annotation, cellular component: membrane. Gene Ontology annotation, biological process: chloride transport; transmembrane transport. The transcript has 24 exons. NCBI's taxonomy places the organism in Eukaryota, Metazoa, Chordata, Aves, Passeriformes, Thraupidae. Gene Ontology annotation, molecular function: voltage-gated chloride channel activity. The coding region runs from base 1 to 3141 and encodes 1046 amino acids.
AUGACUGGGGAUGCCUCUCCAACGAAAGCGUUCCGAUACCAGGAAACUCUGGUAAGGCCCAGAGCAGCAACUCAGUCACAGAGGAGCGUGAGGAGGAGUGGAGGAAUGGAGAGCUCAGAGAACAAGACAGAGGAUCCCAGCGGGAAGCCAGCUUUGUGGGGGGGCACACCGCAGUAUGACUAUGUCUGCUUUGAGAAAUGCACCCGGUACGGGAUUCCCCUGGAGGCAGGACACGAGGCCGGGCCCACAGGGGGCGACCUGAGCUCCCCGGAGAACUCCCUCAGCUACCCACAGCUGUAUGGCCGAUACACAGACCGGAUAACAGAUAACAUUUCAGACAAGGAAGCAGCGAAGCUGCUGAAUAAACAGGCCCAAAGGAACAAUGGAAGACCCCUAAAACGUGACAGUCAAGUACAGAUCAAAGAAGUCCACUAUUCCAAAUGUCAAGACUGUGCUAAACGCAUCCAGAAAUAUGUCACCAAGAAGCUUGGAGAGGACUGGAUUUUCUUGGUUCUGUUGGGUCUGGUCAUGGCGUUGGUGAGCUGGGGAGUGGAUUAUGCCAGUGCAAAGACCGUACAGGCCUACAAGUGGAUUUAUGGAGCGCUGCACCCCAAUGUCCCCCUGCAGUACGCCGUGUGGGUGGCCGUCCCGCUCGGCCUGAUCCUGUUUGCAGCCAGCUUCUGCCACUUCGUGUCUCCACAGGCUGUUGGGUCUGGGAUCCCAGAGCUCAAGACCAUUAUGAGGGGAGUGGUCCUCAAGGAGUAUCUCACUCUCAAAGCUUUUGUGGCCAAAGUUGUGGCCCUCACAGCUGGGCUUGGAAGUGGCAUGCCUGUGGGGAAAGAGGGUCCUUUUGUGCAUAUUGCCAGUAUCUGUGCUGUGGUACUCAGCAAGUUCAUGUCGAUCUUCUGUGGGGUGUAUGAGCAUGCCCGUCUCUGGCUGCACUCCCUGUUCCAGAAUGCGCAUAGGCAGCUCGACCUCCUGGUGCCGGCUUGCGCAGUUGGAGUCGGAUGUUGCUUCAAGGCUCCUCUUGGAGGGGUUCUUUUCAGCAUCGAGGUCACCUCCACUUACUUUGCUGUGCGCAAUUAUUGGAGAGGCUUCUUUGCGGCCACCUUUAGUGCCUUCGUGUUCAGAGUCCUGGCUGUCUGGAACAAGGAUGCAGUCACUAUCACAGCCCUGUUCAGAACAAACUUCCGCAUGGAUUUCCCCUUUGAUCUGCAAGAGCUGCCAGCAUUUGCUAUAAUAGGCAUAUGUUCGGGAUUCCUUGGAGCCUUUUUUGUUUAUCUCAAUCGCCAAGUGGUCCUGGGCAUCCGACGUCAUAAAGCCCUGAGCCAGUUUCUCACCAAAUACCGACUGAUAUACCCUGCAGUUAUAACCUUCUGUAUAGCGUCUGUGACGUUUCCUCACGGGUUUGGGCAGUUCAUGGCAGGAGAGUUGAUGCCACGGGAAGCCAUCAGCACUCUCUUUGAUAACUAUACCUGGAUCAAACACUCUGGGGACACCCAUAUCCUAGGGAAAUCUGCUGCCUGGAUCCAUCCUAAAGUCAGCGUCUUUGUCACCAUCCUGCUCUUCUUCCUUGUGAAGUUCUGCAUGGCUGUUAUUGCCACCACGAUGCCAAUCCCCUGUGGAGGCUUCAUGCCUGUUUUCGUAUUAGGUGCUGCAUUUGGACGUCUCAUUGGGGAAAUCAUGGCAUCACUUUUUCCCAACGGGAUCCUCUUUGACGACAUUCUCUACCAAAUCUUACCUGGAGGGUAUGCUGUCAUUGGUGCAGCAGCUUUGACAGGAGCAGUGAGCCACACUGUCUCCACCGCUGUCAUCUGCUUCGAGUUGACGGGUCAGAUCUCUCACAUCCUGCCCAUGAUGGUGGCUGUCAUCCUUGCCAACAUGGUGGCCCAGAGUUUGCAGCCCAGCCUCUACGACAGCAUCAUCCAGGUGAAGAAGUUGCCCUACCUGCCAGACCUAGGCUGGAAUCACAUAAGCAAGUACAAUAUCUUUGUUGAGGAUAUUAUGGUCCAAGAUGUGAAAUUUGUUUCCUCCAACUGUAAAUACCGAGACUUGCAAGAGGUACUCCAAAGCACCACAGUGAAAUCUUUGCCUUUGGUGGACUCACCAGAGUCCAUGAUCCUGCUGGGGUCCGUGGAGCGGUCGGAGCUGCAGGCUCUCCUCCAGGCACACAUCAGCCCAGAGCGCCGGCAGCUCCUCAACAGAGAAAGGCAGCAGCAGCUGAACGAGACACCCUACGAUGGACCCUGGGCAAACCUGCCCAAGCUGAAGCACGAAUCUUUUGCUUAUGUUGAUGAGGAUGAGGAUACAGAGGAGAAGGGCGAGCUGCCUCAGCCUCCAAGUCCCACUCCCAGUUACCCAGAGGAGCCAAAUGGCCCAACAAGUCCUCUUAAACAAAUGCCUGAAACCUUGGAGCCCCAGCAACACUCAGGCAGUUUCAGGAGUCUGAGGAAACUGAUCCAGCAGUUCUUGUGCCAUUGCAGCCGUCCACACGAAACAGAGAGCACCAUCCAGGAGCCAGUGGAAGUCAUUGAGACAAUGACACCAGAAGAGAUAGAUGCCUGGGAACAGGAGGAGCUGGACAAGAACGUGUGCUUUGACAGCUGCCGCGUAGAUCCCUCCCCUUUCCAACUGGUGGAGAGAACCUCCCUGCACAAGACACACACAUUGUUCUCACUGCUGGGCCUCAGCCAUGCCUACGUAACCAGCAUGGGGAAGCUGAGGGGAGUACUGGCUUUGGAAGAGCUCCAGAAGGCAAUAGAGGGUUCCACCCGCUCUGGGGUCCGUCUCCGGCCUCCCCUUGCCAGUUUCCGUGACAUCAGCCGGACUUCCAGCACCGUCAAGGCUGGGCAGGGCGCGCAGGCAUGGGGCCGGGAGGACAACGGCAUGGUGGCAGCAGAGGAGGCAGCAAACCUGGGCACUGAGAGCCCUCUGCCCCCCGGCUCACACUCCCCCCAGCCCUCACACUCACAGGAAGAGGGAGAAGUCCCCAGCUCCGCUUAUGCCACGGAUACCGAGUUGGAAGAGAUGGAGCUGACAGGGCGAGUUGCUGAAAACAUCUCGGACAUCCUCAAGGACAUAAACCUACGUACCACUGACCUGGAUGAAGAUGAAGAUGAGGAUGAGGAUGUUCCCUUAUAGCUGGUGUGAGGGUAGCAGUCCAUCACACUCUUCAGUGAGCCAGUCUUCUUGUGUUUGCUCCUCCAAGAGA